GAAGACACUACAGUAGUGGCUUCUAACGUAACCUGUGAAAUGUCGAGUAUGUUUUAAAAACAUGUACUUUUUAAUGCCGCCUACAAUGUAAGUCUUUUCACCGUUACGCCACUCUACAUUCUCUUCAAGACAAAUUAACGACGAUAUAAAUACGAGGAGUCCUAAGUUUUUUGAUUGAAUGGGCGACACUGAGUGAGUGAAAAGGAUGUUAGCCUGACAUCAGAGCGACAUCAUGUUCUCAGCCAAGCUGACCAGCCACGUAACCCUAAACGCCCUGAGGAGGAUUCACCAUGGACCCUGCUUUUACUCAAUGCCAAGCUGCUUCCACCACAAGGAAGGAGGGAGGACUCGACAUUCUAACCACACAGAGACCAACAUCCUGGGGAGAGUAGACCCCAGUGCAAACCGACCACCAGUCAGAUUACACAGGACACACAACCAUGGGAGAAGAUCAUUCGGCUUCUCAGCUGCUAACAUUGUAAAUUCUGCACCAGUGCCGGUCCAGCCAUAUCUCAGAUUGAUGCGGCUUGACAAACCAAUUGGGACAUGGCUGCUGUACCUCCCAUGUACAUGGAGCAUUGCUUUGGCCUCAGACCCUGGAUGCCUCCCAGAUCUGUGCAUGCUCAGUUUAUUUGGUACAGGUGCCGUGCUGAUGAGAGGAGCAGGCUGCACCAUUAAUGACAUGUGGGAUAAGGACUUUGACACCAAGGUUUCCAGGACAGCUAGUCGACCUAUUGCCUCGGGGGAGAUUUCUCAAAGGCAGGCACUUGUCUUCCUAGGAGGGCAGCUCUCUCUUGCACUUGGGAUUCUCUUGUGUCUAAACUAUUACAGCAUUGCAUUGGGUGCAGCAUCACUAUCUCUUGUCAUCACUUACCCACUCAUGAAGAGGAUCACUUAUUGGCCACAGUUUGUGUUAGGCCUCACUUUUAACUGGGGAGCUCUGCUUGGCUGGGCCGCUGUUAAGGGCUCCUGUGAUUGGUCUGUGUGCCUCCCACUGUAUUUCUCAGGGGUGAUGUGGACAUUGAUAUAUGACACAAUAUAUGCACAUCAGGAUAAAGAAGACGACAUCAAGGUGGGAGUAAAAUCUACUGCACUGAGGUUUCAGGACACAACCAAACGUUGGCUGAGUGGCUUCACUGUGGCCAUGAUAUCAGGGCUGGUUGUGGCUGGGGUCAAUGCUGAACAGACUCUACCUUACUAUGCUGUCCUGUCCACAGUCGCCGUUCACCUAACACAUCAGAUUUAUUCAGUAGACAUCAACAACCCAGAAGACUGCUGGAAGAAAUUUGUCUCAAACAGAAACCUCGGACUUUUGUUAUUUUUAGGCAUUGUUGCUGGCGGUUUGUGGAAAGAAAGAAAAGAGACCUUGUUACAGGAUGAGGAAACAGCCAGAUAAUCAAUGCACACUGUAUUUGGUAGAUUACAUCACAUACACGCUGUUGCACAGUGUUUGGAUUUAAAGAAUGUACUGAUGUGCUUCUAGUGUAUCAUUAAUGACAAGUUUUUUCACAAACCACCAGAGGCAGAGUUACCUAAAUCAUUAAUCAAAUUCUUGUGAUGUUUUGAUCUACUGAGGAAAAAUAAAAUAUCCAGGUCACUAGUUCAA
Messenger RNA from Betta splendens (Siamese fighting fish), 1606 nucleotides. RefSeq names its product coenzyme Q2 4-hydroxybenzoate polyprenyltransferase (gene coq2). Bases 233 to 1396 code for a protein of 387 amino acids. The record is from RefSeq and is a predicted model, not a curated record. The transcript has 8 exons. NCBI's taxonomy places the organism in Eukaryota, Metazoa, Chordata, Actinopteri, Anabantiformes, Osphronemidae. Gene Ontology annotation, biological process: ubiquinone biosynthetic process. Gene Ontology annotation, cellular component: mitochondrial inner membrane.